This is a messenger RNA of Spodoptera exigua (beet armyworm), 2445 nucleotides long. The record is from the annotation of a GenBank genome assembly. Lineage: Eukaryota; Metazoa; Arthropoda; Insecta; Lepidoptera; Noctuidae.
AUGAGUCACCGCGGCGUCGGCCCAGAGAAGGUGAAAGAAAGAGGGGUUUUUAGCGCGCUGGAGGGCGGCGCGCUGGGCGGCGGCGGCGGCGACGGCGCGCUAGGCGCGCUGCGGUCCGCCGGCUCGCCGCCCGCGCCCAGCCUCGGCGCCAGCCGGCACAGCCUCAUAGAAAUGAUGACGUGCCGGCUGGGCUCUCGACGGCUGGGUGGCUCCCGGGGCUCGCUGCAGGCUGGCACAGCAUGCUCGGCCGCCAGCGAGCUGGACCUCUCCUCGCGCUCCAGACGCGCACAUAAAGCUAGAUUAAAAUUAUUGGGGGCGAGCGGGGAGGCGCCGCUCCUGAGUGGGUGGCGGAGUACCCCGCACACGCCACAUGCGCCCGCGACGCCGGCGCCACAUCACUCACACAACCACCUCGCGCCCGGACAUUGCAAUGGAACUGACAGUGGCAGCAGAGGCGGGCUGCGGCGGCGGUCGACGUACGCGAGCGGGCGGCUGCGCGCGGGCCCGCACUGGUCCUUCGUGUUCGACCCCGCCGGCCGGCUGUGCUACUACUGGUCCAUGGUCGUCUCCUUAGCUUUCCUGUACAAUCUCUGGGUCAUAGUCUACAGGUUCGCUUUCCAGGAGAUAAAUGGCGAGACGUUAAUAGUGUGGUUUUGUUUGGACUACUUUUCUGAUUUCCUUUACCUGGCGGAUAUAUUGUUUCACUUCCGAACGGGCUACCUGGAGGACGGGGUGCUCCAGACGGACGCGGCCAAGCUGCGAGCGCACUACAUGAACUCCACCACGUUCUACAUAGACUGCCUGUGCCUGCUGCCACUCGACUUCCUCUACCUCUCCAUCGGGUUCAACUCUAUAUUGCGCUCGUUCCGCCUCGUCAAGAUAUACCGCUUCUGGGCGUUCAUGGACCGUACGGAGCGGCAUACGAACUAUCCAAAUUUGUUUAGAUCGACCAGUUUAAUUCAUUAUUUAUUAGUGAUAUUCCAUUGGAACGGGUGCUUGUACCAUAUAAUAUAUAAAAACAAUGGGUUCGGUAGUAAAAACUGGGUGUAUCAUGACACUGAGACUGCGGAUGUGGUGAAACAAUAUUUACAAAGUUAUUACUGGUGCACGCUGGCGCUUACUACGAUAGGAGACUUGCCUCGACCGCGCAGUAAAGGCGAGUACGUGUUCGUCAUCGCGCAGCUGCUGUUCGGGCUGAUGUUAUUCGCGACAGUGUUAGGCCACGUCGCUAACAUCGUCACCUCAGUCAGUACCGCCAGGAAGGAGUUUCAAGCGAAACUGGAUGGCGUGAAGACGUACAUGCGCAUGCGCCGGGUACCCACACACUUACAGGUGAAGGUGAUCAAGUGGUUUGACUACUUGUGGCUCACGCAAAAGUGCUCCGACGAAGAGAAGGCUGUCUCCUGCCUGCCUGACAAGCUGAAGGCAGAAAUAGCUAUCAACGUACACUUAGAUACGCUAAAGAGGGUGGAAAUAUUUCAAAACACGGAAGCAGGAUUUCUAUGUGAGCUAGUCUUACGACUUCGGCCUGUUCUGUUCUCGCCAGGCGACUACAUCUGCAGGAAAGGUGAAGUCGGGAAGGAGAUGUACAUAGUGAACCGAGGGAAACUCCAGGUGGUAGGCGACAACGGGAAGACCGUUCUCGCAACACUCAAGGCUGGUUCUUAUUUUGGCGAAAUUUCCAUUCUGAACAUGGGCACGGCAGAACAGCUCAUAAGGGGGGACCAGACGCCGGUUGGCAUGGAGUGUGUGGAUGACACGUCGACAGGCAACCGCCGGACAGCAUCGGUGCGAUCUGUGGGUUACUCGGAUCUCUUCGUGCUCAGCAAGAAGGACAUGUGGGACGUGCUCAAGGAGUACCCCGCCGCCAGGGUGCGGCUCGAGGCGAUCGCUGUCAAGAGACUUGAGAAAUAUAAGAAAGCACCGCUGGAAAAAGUGGCCAUGGGUCGUUGCCAGUCGACGCCCGGGCUGGUGGAGACGAGCGGUCGCGUGCCCAUUGAGGACAUGAACCUGCCGCCUGCGCCAGUGCUGCCACCUCCACACCCUUCACACCCGCCUUCUUACCGGGACCAGCUUUAUAGAGUAGAAGUAGAUGUUGAAGGUGACUUUGUUUGCAUGGUCAGUUCGUCAGUAAGUCCACUGCGCGUGGCGUCGCCGGUGGCGUCAUGCGCGUCGAGCGCCCGCAGCAGCGGCGCGGGCGGCGGCAGCGUGGCGGCCGCGCCGCGCGUCAUGCUCGACUCGCACGACGCGCUCGAGUGCGAGAUCAAGCGCCUGCGCGAGCGACUCUACACCGUCGAGACUGAGAACGCCGCCAUGUCUGCCAAGCUCAGCCAGCAGCAAUGGGAGGUUGACCAGAGGCUGCAAGAGAUAGAGAUGCAGAUCUGUGGCGGCAGCUCGGUGAGCUCGCUGGAGGAGAACGAGCGCAACCGCGAGAGCAUCAUUUAA